GAGGAACUUGUACCUGAUUGCUCAUUUCCUCUCUUCCCUUCCCACCCCACUCCUUUAUCUCUGUUGGCUUGAGUCUCUGGGUCAUACAAAUACUGUGUCUGCUGUCAAGAACUGUUAUUGAAGAUGAGAGAGGGAGACAGAUACGGCUUCUCCCCAGCAUCCUGGGCUAGCAUCAUGAACCAUUCCAGGUUCACUCUGCUGCUGCUAGGACUUUUCUUCCUAGUCCCAUCACAUAGCCAGAGAUCUAUCACAUUGAUCACGCCAAAUGUCAUGCAUCCUGAGCGUGAAGAAACGAUAUUGGUGGAAGCUCAUGAUCUCACCUCUGACAUGACCUUUAAACUCACCUUCUAUGACUUUCCAAAGAAGAAACAUCUCUCUGAUGAGAUCGUCUUCACCCUGGAUUCUAGCAAUAGAACAGCUGUUGUCAAAAUCAAGAUUCCUUCCAUUAUGUUUAAGCCAAACUCACCAUUGAAGCAAUAUGUGACUAUCAAGGUCAAAAGCUCCCAAUCAGAGGUGGAAAAAGUGGUGCUAAUUAGCCACCAUACUGGAUAUAUCUUCAUUCAGACAGACAAGCCCAUCUACACUCCAGGAUCCACAGUUCUCUUCAGGAUUUACACCUUGGACAUUCACCUGAAACCUGUCUCUAAAUAUUUCCAUUUGGAUAUUCAGAACCCAGAAGGCAUUGUGAUAAAAAGUCAAGAUUUCAGAGAUCCUACAGAAAAUGGCAUCUUCUCUUCAACAUACUUCAUACCUGAACUGACCACCUUUGGUACCUGGAAGAUAGUUGCCCGAUAUGAAGAUGCUAUUAAAAGAACUUUCUCCACAGAGUUUGAAAUUAAGGAGUAUGUGCUACCAAGUUUUGAAGUCACAUUGGAACCAUCAGAAAAGUUCUUUUACAUUGAUGGAAAUGACAUGCUGGAAAUUGAUAUCAGUGCUAGAUACAUCUAUGGAAAACCAGUGGAUGGUGUAGCCUUUGUCCUCUUUGGAGUAAUGAAGGAUGGACAUAAGGAAGGUCUACCCCACUCCCUUCAGCGGGUGCAUAUAGAAGAAGGAGUGGGAACUGCCUCUCUGGAUAGAGCCACAGUGCAGCGCCAGUUUGCAAAUCUGAAUGAACUAGUGGGUCAGUCUCUCUAUGUCACCGUCUCUGUGUUAACAGAUACUGGAAGUGAUAUGGUUGAAGCAGAGAGAAGAGGUAUUUCCAUUGUGACAUCUCCCUAUCAGAUACACUUCACAAAAACAUCAAAAUAUUUCAAGCCUGGGAUUCCUUUUGAAUUCAUGGUUUUUGUGACUAACCCUGAUGGCUCUCCUGCUACAGAAGUCCCAGUCUUGGGACAUCUGUUGACAGUUGACUCUGCACAAAGUAGAGUGAAAACACUUGAAGAUGGAAGAGCAAAACUGAUUAUAAAUACUCCUGGGGACCAAACCACAUUAUCCAUCAAUGUAAGUACCGCAGACCCAAGACUCCCUGAUGAGCGCCAGGCAAUUGCAACCAUGGUGAUCAAUGCUUACCGGACUUUUAGAGGGUCCCAGAACUACCUUCACAUUGGAGUUUCCUCCUCAGUAGUUAAGCCUGGCGAUCACCUACACUUGCAGUUCGUGUUGAAGAAUACCAACAUUGAUGUGCAGAACCAGAUCAAGAAUAUCUUCUACUUGAUCCUGAAUCAAGGAAGAAUUGUCAAACAUGGCCAGCAGAUCCGGGGGUUGGGGCAAACAACUGUGUCCAUGACGUUGGAAGUUGAGUCAGACCUGAUCCCAUCUUUCCGUAUUGUGGCUUAUUACUAUGUUAGUGUCUCAGGACACAAGGAGAUCGUGGCUGAUGCUGUCUGGGUGGAUGUGAAGGACACCUGUAUUGGCUCACUAGUGGUAAAAGCAGCAACUCGGGCUGAUGACAUGAUCCAUCCACCAAGCGUUGCCAUGAAACUGAAAUUAGAAGGUGAUCCAGGGGCUUCGGUGGCCUUAGUGGCUGUUGACAAAGGUGUCUAUGUUCUGAAUAAGAAGAAAUUCACCCAGGAAAAGGUCUGGAAUACCAUAGAGGAAGGAGACCUGGGCUGCAGUCCAGGUGGUGGUCAAGAUGUCCUUGAAGUAUUUACAGAUGCAGGGCUGAGCAUGAAGACCACUGUGGGGAUAGAAACCCCCUUGAAGUCAGAACUGGCUUGUAAACCAUUGGGAAGACGUCGACGUCGGCGAUCCUUACAACUCUUGGAAGAAAAAGCUGCUAAAGUAUCUCAGUACCAGGAUCAGGAGCUGAGGCGUUGCUGUGAGCAGGGCAUGAACAGAAACCCUAUGAACUACAACUGUGAGAAGAGGACCUACUAUAUUGUGGAUGAGAGUGAGGCAUGCAAGGAAGCCUUCCUGAACUGCUGCCGCCACAUCCAGGACCUGAAGGACAAGCUCCUGCGUCCAGAUGAUCUCAUCUUAGCCAGAAGUGACUUGGAUGAAGAAAUAUUAUCUGAGGAAAAAAUUGCCUCAAGGAGUCGGUUUCCAGAGAGCUGGCUUUGGGAUGUGGAACAUCUGGCAGUGAACUCCAAAAUGAAUAACAAACUUGCAUCAAAAAUUUUCACUAUAUACCUAAAGGAUUCCAUUACUACCUGGGAAGUGUUGGCUGUGAGUGUCUCCAAGACCAAAGGGAUCUGUGUGGCUUCCCCUUAUGAGAUCACUGUGAUGAAAGAUUUUUUCAUUGACUUGAAGUUGCCUUAUUCUGCAGUUCGUAAUGAACAAGUGGAGAUCCGAGCAGUGCUAUAUAAUUAUAAUAACAGAUAUCCUAUUAAGGUCCGUGUGGAGCUUCUGUACAAUCCUGCAUUUUGUAGUUCUUCUACUGUCAACAAAAGGUAUAGACAAACCCUGACUAUUGAGCCUAGUUCCUCCCGUGUGGUACCAUUAACCAUCAUCCCUCUGAUGCUCGGUAUGCAUGACAUUGAGGUGAAGGCAGCUGUCUGGGGAGCUUAUGUGGCAGAUGGAAUAAGGAAAACACUGAAGGUUGUGCCUGAGGGAAUAAAAAUCAAGCAGACUGUAUUAAAUGUUUUCUUUGAUCCAUCAAAGAAGGGAAAAGAUAAUGAGCAGAAUGUAUUAGUAAAAGCAGCAGAUCUGGAAAACAUGGUUCCAGGCACUGAAUCAGAGACCCAAGUCAUCAUCCAAGGGAACCCCAUUGCUGAUAUUAUUGAGGAAACUAUUGAUGGCAAAGGUCUCUCAGAAUACCUUAGACUCCCAGAGGGCUGUGCAGAACAAACUCUCUCUAAAGCCACCCGUACAAUCAUCAGUACUCACUAUCUGGACAGCACUCAGCAGUGGGACAAGGUUGGAAUUAACCGCAGAAAAGAGUCCAUCAACUACAUUAAAGAGGGUUUUGCAAAAAUGUUGACAUUCAAAAAAUCUGAUCAUUCCUUUGCAACAUUUCCUCAGAAUCCUUCUAGCACCUGGAUGACAGCCUACUGGGUGAAGGUCUUCUCCAUGGCCAGUGGGAUAAUGAACAUUGACAGGCACUCCCUUUGUGGGUCAGUCAACUGGUUGAUACUACAGAGACAAAGACUUGAUGGGUCUUUCUUUGACACAGCAACUCAAUACUCAUAUAUUAUGGGAGGCGAUGAUUACAAAAAUUCUGACGUCGCAUUCACAGGAUUCAUGGUUACUGCCCUAGAGGAGUCCAGGCCAUAUUGUGGGGAAUAUGUACCGAGUUUGAAUGAAACCAUCAACAAAGCUGUGAAUUUCCUUGCCCAGAAGUACCCUCAACUAACUCAAGCCUAUGAGGUGACCCUGGCCUCCUAUGCCUUAGCCCUGAUGGGCAGGCUAGAUAAUGAGUCUGUGCUCCUCAAUGCAGUCAGUGGAGGGGAUCACUGGGAAGAUAAGAAAUCUGUGUAUUACAGUAUUGAGGCCACUUCCUAUGGACUACUGAGUCUUAUACACUUGAAGAAAUUUCAGAUGGCAACAGAAGUGGCCCAGUGGUUGAUGUUACAGAAAAUCUAUGAAGGAACCUAUGGAAGCACUCAGAGCCUUGUCAUGGCAUUACAAGCUUUGGCUGAGUAUCAACAAAAGGCACCUAGACAUAAAAAUGAUUCUUUGGAAAUUUCUCUGCACCUACCAGGCCGUCAGUCAGCCAUCAGUUAUCGAAUAGACUAUUCAAACAGUCUAUUGAGCCAAAGGGCUGAGACCAAAUUAAAUCAAGACUUCACUGUGAAAGCAAAAGGUACUGGACAAGCAACAAUGACGGUUGUCACAACUUACUAUGCCAAACCUGAAGAGCAGGAUUCCCAAUGUCAUAACUUCAGUUUGCGCAUCUCAGUGAAGAAUGAGACUAGGGAAAGUAAACUAGAAGAAACUCUUGGUUCAGUGUCCAUCGAAAUCUGCAUGAGGUUCUUGGGUGUCACUGAUGCUGCAAUGACUAUCUUGGAUGUCUCCAUGCUUACAGGCUUCUCCCCUGAUAUCCAAGAUCUCAAUCUACUUUCUAGUGGAAUUGAGAGGUAUAUUUCCAAAUUUGAAAUCAACAAAUCCCCAUCGGACAGAGGGACCCUCAUUAUCUACUUGGAUAAGGUUUCUCACAAAGAAGAGGAGUGCAUUAAAUUCAAAGCCCACCAGUUUUUUGAAGUGGGUCUAAUCCAGCCAGCAGCUGUCAAAAUUUAUGAAUACUACGCAUUAGAGAAUCGAUGCACCCAAUUCUAUCACUCAACCAAAGCCGAAGGACAGCUCAAUAAGAUCUGCACUGGGGAAGUGUGUCGAUGUGCUGAAGAUCACUGCUUCAUGCAAGAAAAUCAAGAUCAGAUUCGAGAGGAAACAGCCUGUCAUCCUGGAGUGGAUUUUGUGUACAAAACAACACUCCUAAGCAUGAACCAGAGCAUCAGCCAUGACACCUAUAGAAUGAAAAUCCUGAGAGUCAUUAAACCAGGGUCUGAUGAUAGUGCUGAGGGGAAAGAAAGGGAUUUUAUUAGCCACGUGAGAUGCAGAGAUAAUCUGAGGCUAGAAAUCGGUAAAGACUACCUGAUCUGGGGUGCUACCAGUGACCUGUGGAAGAAGUCUGAGGUAUCUUAUAUCAUUACUCAAGACACCAAUAUUGAGAAGUGGCCCAAUAAUGAGGAAUGCAAGGAUCAGAAAAACCAGAAGUUAUGUGAAGAUCUCGAUCAUUUCACCAAGGAGAUGACAUUUGGUUGCCGCAACUAAAAGAAGUGAUCUGGCUAGACUAUAGUAAUAAAUAUCUGUUAAUUAAUUUAUUGAAUACAAAGACAAUUAUGAUAUUCACCUGUCAUUCCCUGCCUUCAAUAUCUGACUUUCUCUUCUACCAUUUAUCCUGUCUAAAUCUUGUUUGUACAUAGUUGCUGGUACAGCAUCUCCACCACUAAACUGCAAGCUCCUUAAGAGCAAGGACUGCUUUUUAUCUUUCUUUGUAUCCUCAGCACUUAGCUGCCUGGCAUAUAGUAGGCAUUUAAUAAAUUUUUUGACUAA
Messenger RNA from Monodelphis domestica (gray short-tailed opossum), 5430 nucleotides. Its product is annotated as A.superbus venom factor 1-like. Gene Ontology annotation, molecular function: protein binding; endopeptidase inhibitor activity. NCBI's taxonomy places the organism in Eukaryota, Metazoa, Chordata, Mammalia, Didelphimorphia, Didelphidae. Gene Ontology annotation, cellular component: extracellular region. The record is from RefSeq and is a predicted model, not a curated record.